Messenger RNA from Penaeus vannamei (Pacific white shrimp), 2217 nucleotides. RefSeq names its product protein disulfide isomerase (gene Pdi). Gene Ontology annotation, biological process: response to endoplasmic reticulum stress; protein folding. Lineage: Eukaryota; Metazoa; Arthropoda; Malacostraca; Decapoda; Penaeidae. Gene Ontology annotation, cellular component: endoplasmic reticulum. The record is from RefSeq and is a predicted model, not a curated record. Gene Ontology annotation, molecular function: protein disulfide isomerase activity.
CGUCGGUCUCCACCAAUGGCGAUCGCACACGACGGGCCACGUCUGCGCCUUCUGUUGCCUCUCACAGCUCUCGGCCAGUCUGUGACGAGAACCAGAACGAUGAGGGUGGGAGCAACCGUCGCCGCCGCCGUCCUUGUGGCUUCCUUGGUCGCCUCUGUGGUGGCUGACCAGGCCAUCGACAAAGACGAGGGAGUACUGGUGCUGAAGACGGGGAAUUUCAAGAAGGCGAUAGAAGAUAACGAAUUUAUCCUGGUCGAAUUCUAUGCACCAUGGUGUGGACACUGCAAGGCUCUUGCCCCCGAAUAUGCCAAAGCUGCUGGAAAGCUUGCAGAAAUGGGAUCUGCUAUUGCACUGGGCAAGGUUGAUGCCACAGAGGAAACUGAUCUUGCAGAAGAGCAUGGUGUUCGAGGUUACCCCACCCUCAAGUUCUUCCGUUCUGGCAAAUCUGUCGACUAUGGUGGUGGUCGUCAGGCUGACGAUAUUGUCAACUGGCUUUUGAAGAAGACUGGUCCUCCUGCAAAGCCUUUGGCUACUGUAGAUGAUGCCAAGGCCUUUAUUGCUGAAAAGCCUGUUGUCAUUAUUGGUUUCUUCAAGGACCAGCAAUCUGAUGCUGCCAAGCAGUUCUUGGCUGCUGCAUCGGCCACUGAUGACCAUCCAUUUGGAAUUACCUCAGAGGAAGCUUUGUUCACUGAGUAUGGCCUGAGUGCUGAUGGUAUUGUCCUCUUCAAGGACUUUGAUGAAGGCAAGAAUGUAUAUGAGGGUGAGGUGACUGAGGAUGGUGUAUCCAAGUUUGUUGCUGCUAACUCUCUACCCCUUGUUGUGGACUUCAACCACGAAACUGCAUCAAAGAUCUUCGGUGGCGAUAUCAAGUCCCAUCUCCUUAUCUUCCUGUCAAAGGAAGCUGGACAUUAUGAUACACACCUGAGUGCUGCCACUGCAGCUGCUAAGGGCUUCAAGGGAGAAGUUCUCUUUGUGACCAUUAACACAGAUGAGGAGGAUCACUCUCGUAUCCUCGAGUUCUUCGGCAUGAAGAAGGAUGAGAUCCCAGGCCUCCGUAUUAUCAAGCUAGAGGAAGAUAUGGCCAAGUACAAGCCCGACGCUUAUGACCUCAGUGAGAGUGGGCUUGUCGGCUUUGUCCAGAGUUUCCUUGAUGGAAAGCUGAAGCAGCACCUUCUGUCUCAGGAUCUUCCAGAAGACUGGGAUAAAGAGCCAGUCAAGGUUUUGGUAUCCUCCAACUUCGAUGAGGUUGCCUUGAACAAGAAGAAAGACGUCCUUGUAGAGUUCUAUGCACCAUGGUGUGGACACUGCAAACAGUUGGCACCUAUCUAUGACCAGCUAGGUGAAAAAUACAAGGACCACGACACUAUUGUUGUGGCGAAAAUGGAUGCUACAGUCAAUGAGCUUGAGCAUACGAAGAUUCAGUCCUUCCCUACAUUAAAACUUUACAAGAAGGAAACUAAUGAGGUUGUUGAAUACAAUGGAGAACGCACAUUGGCUGGAAUGUCCAAAUUUUUGGAAACUGAUGGGGUUUAUGGCCAAGCGCCACCUGAGGAUGAGGAUGAUGAGGAGACUGACGAGGAUGGUGAUGUGCCAGCAAAGGAUGAACUUUAAAAAUGUUGAAAGUUGUUUUACGAGAGACAAAUUGCUUUUGGUCCUAGCAGUAUGACUACUGGGAAUGGAUUUAAAUUUUCUUGGAUCCCAUGGAAAAAUCAAUCGAAUAAGGGAAAGUAGUCUGUCUGGAUUGCUGGGAUCAGUGCUAUAAAAAAUUCCGUACUUGAUAUCGAGUAUUAACAUCAGUGUACUUCUGUAGUGUUCAGUCAAUUUGGUUCAAAGUGAUCUGAAAAAAGUUUUUAUUUUUGACUACAGACAUUCCUAAUCAUUAAGAUAUAUUUUUUGUACUUGGGGCAUUCUAAUAUUUGUGACUGGAAUAGGGAAUGGUACAAAUCUGUUGAUUAACAAGAAAUGCUCUAAAUUAGUAUAUGUAACAACUUCAUCCAAGGCUAUGCAGGUGUGUGGAUGACAUUGAUGCUUGUCAAGUUAUUAUUAUUGUUUAAUUUUGACCCAAGCCUUGAUAGCUUCAAUGUCUUCCACCAACUAUCUCCCUGUACUUGGCACAAUGCUUCCCGUGGCCGUGUGUUGUGUGAGUGUAAAUGAUGACAAAGGUCCUUGUGCAGUGUAUGAAUAUACCAGUGACUUUUCCAAUAAAAGGAAAAAGGG